This is a messenger RNA of Thlaspi arvense, 546 nucleotides long. The record is from the annotation of a GenBank genome assembly. NCBI's taxonomy places the organism in Eukaryota, Viridiplantae, Streptophyta, Magnoliopsida, Brassicales, Brassicaceae.
AUGGAUCAAGAUCCAGAGUUUGCCGUUUCUCUCUUUUGGGAUGCGGGAAACGCUCGACUUCUGCCUAAUCAGAUUCCGUUCUUGAUCGCCAACAUUGAAGAUUCAUUGAGAACUGCGGACAAGAGAUAUUACCUCGCUAAGAAGAAGGUCGUAGUAGCAAAUUCGAGCCUUGACUUCAUCUCUGAGAAUAGAGCAUAUCUGUUAGAGCAAGGUUUCGUUAUAGUCGAUGCACCCCAUCGAGAGCGUGAUUGCAACUACACUAACUGUAAGGUGAAAGUUGAGCGAUUUGAUGUGGCUAAAAACAUGAUAUUAGAUCAAGUGCUAGAUCAAGUGUUGGAGAAAGAGUUGUCUCGAAACGUACUAAUCAUCUCUGGCGAUUCGGAUUUUAGUACAACACUACAAAUGUUGGAACGCAAUAAGAGGAAUACACUUAAAGCUGUUAACGAGGAUGCAACACCAGAUUAUAUAGAGAGUGCACAACAUGCAUGGUUAUGGGAUGAUAUGGCGACUCGAGCAGCAAAAACAAUUCCAUUAAACCUAGUUUAA